Molecule: messenger RNA, 426 nt
Organism: Rhipicephalus sanguineus (brown dog tick)
Lineage: Eukaryota; Metazoa; Arthropoda; Arachnida; Ixodida; Ixodidae
Exons: 3
Coding region: 1-426 (141 amino acids)
Source: RefSeq, a predicted model, not a curated record
AUGGAAGCUUCAGGUGAUGACAAACCGUUGAACGGGCUGGACUCCGACAAGCCACCUGCUGGGCCUCCGACAAGACGGCCACCUCCGGCGUACACCCCGCCAACCCCAGGAGCACCAAAGCCUUCUCCUCCUCCGUACCAGCCGCCUGCGUUCCAGCCGCCUGCGUACCAGCCGCCUGUGUACCAGCCGCCUGUAUACCAGCCGCCAAUUGUGAUUGGACCACCAGUUAUUGUCGGACCUCCUGUUGCAGUCGGACCUCCAUACGCAAUUCCUCAGGUUCCUACACCGUCUCCAGCACCACCGCGGCCAGCAACCAGGCGCCCGGGCCCUGCGUACACUCCUCCCCCCGGAGCUCCUCCCCCACCUUUCCCUCCUGCACCCCCACCGCCUCCUUACCAGCCACCUGUUGCGACGCCCGCACCGUGA